UCCGAAAGGACUGUCUUGUGUGCAGUUUCACUAGCCUUUUUCCCGUCAGGGUUGCUAUAAAUUAUAUAGCUGCACAUCAGUUAAGAAAUUUUCAACAUGGCAAAGCUAGUGUGUAUCGGUGAUUUCGAGGUACUUGCGAAGAAAGUCUUGCCACAAUACGCCUACGAUUUCUACGCUUCAGGGGCCGAAGAGGAAUUCACGUUGAAGGAAAAUUGUCAAGCAUACAACAAGUUACGUAUAAGACCUCGUAUCCUGUGUGGAAUAUCUGAUGUGGACUUGUCAUUGUCCUUAUAUGGAGAGAAAAUCAGCAUACCUAUUUGUAUUGCUCCUGUCGGGAUACAAGCCAUGGCAAACCCUAUGGCAGAAAAGGCCAGUGCACAAGCCGCACAAGAUACAAAAACUUGCAUGGUUGUUAGUUGUAUGGCAUCAGCCACCAUUGAAGAUAUUGCAAACACAGCACCAAAUGGUUUACAUUGGCUUCAAAUGUACAUCUUCCAGGAUCGUGAAUUUACAAAGAGCCUUAUUAAGCGUGCAGAGGACAGUGGUUACAAAGCAAUCGUUUUUACAGUUGAUGCCAUAAUCCAUGGUCGGCGAUGGCGCGAUUUAAGAAAUCAAGCUGAUUUAGUGCCACAUUUGAAGUUUGGUAAUGUUGAAGGACCGAAUACUGAUGACUAUGCUGUGAACGUGAAAUCUAUCAUUGAACAGGCAAUUGACUGGAAUUCAUUUGCCUGGCUGAAAAGUGUUACCAAGCUACCUGUUCUGAUAAAAGGGAUAUUGACUGCAGAGGAUGCUAAACUAGCUGUUGAGCAUGGUGUUAAUGGAAUAAUUGUGUCCAAUCAUGGAGGCCGACAACUGGAUGGAGUGCCAGCAACUAUUGAUGCUCUCCCAGAAGUAGUAAAGGCUGUUGAAGGGAAAGUUGACGUUUUUGUUGACGGAGGAAUAAGACAUGGUACUGACGUACUCAAAGCGUUGGCACUUGGAGCACGGGCUGUGUUCAUUGGGAGACCUGUGGUGUGGGGUUUAGCAUACCAAGGAAAGCAAGGUGUGUCAGAUGUUCUACACAUGCUAAAAGAAGAAUUGAAAAUUGCCAUGAUAGUAGCAGGAUGUGGAAGAUUGUCAGAUAUCAAACCAUCCUUGGUUGUGAAAGAAUCUUUUUAUUCUCAUCUGCCGUAAAUCUGCAAGAAUAACUCAUUAACAGAACGUCAAAGCCUGUUCCAAGCAUUCAUUUGUAAAACGGCGCGAAAGUAGCAGAGGAGUGAAAAAGCGAGGGAGGUUUGGGGCGGGUUUCAUUACUCGACCCAACCCAAGCCUCCUCAUUUUUUCUCUCUUCUGCUACUAUAUGUUCACUAUCGCACUUCGUUUUACUUAAAGAACGCCUGGAACAGGCUAGAACGUCAUUGAGAGACUCUUAACGCGUGUCACAUGUAUGGCCUGUUAGAUUAUCAUGAGAUCCUUGUGCGAAUUUUGUGAGCCUUGGUUUGUCUUGCGCUUCAAGACCUCACAUUACAACGACCCUGAUCGUUGUAAUAGGCCUCCUACGAUUAUCGUCAUGGGAAGUUUUGUCUAGAUUUUAGCUCUCGAAGAUUGGUUGUUUUUCAAGUAUUUUGUUAUUCAUUUCGAAAGUCUUGCAAAAUUGUUUGACUCAGUUUAAUCUGCCAAGAUCAGUUGUCCUGUAGGGCCCACACACGCCUGCCUAUAAGACAUUUAAUAUAUUGUACGUAGGGCUAAAUGAGGUCAGAAAAGAGUGGCAGUCUCCCCCUAUUAAAAGUUCUUGUUAAUCAGGCUCCUGGUGCCUCCUGUUUGCGCAUGGUGUUCGAGCUACUUUACCUCAACAGUUCAACGUUGGGGAUCACGUGGUAGCUGAUAUAUCACAGUGAAUAUAACUCCCUUAAAGAAUGAACUCGCCUUACAUGGAGGAGCUAAAGCGACGAAAAGCAUUAAUUUAAGGGGCUAGAUUGCAUAAUCUUGCCUCAGUGGCUAAAAAUGUUGUAAUAUAUCGCAAUAACUGUCGAAAAUUGAAACGCAGUAAAAAGGACACUUUUUUUUUCGAAUACGCCUUAAGAUAAAUCUCGAACAAAAGAGCUAUUUACAACUGGAGUGUACAGUACACG
Molecule: messenger RNA, 2111 nt
Organism: Pocillopora damicornis (cauliflower coral)
Lineage: Eukaryota; Metazoa; Cnidaria; Anthozoa; Scleractinia; Pocilloporidae
Product: 2-Hydroxyacid oxidase 1
Molecular function (GO): oxidoreductase activity; FMN binding
Source: RefSeq, a predicted model, not a curated record